GUUCACGUAGGCACCGUGACGAUGACUCUACCACCAGCGCCUCUCCAUAUCAAACGCGGACGGGCCAAGCAUGGCAAUUGGUACGCUUCUCUUCACUCCCGAAAAGCAUAUCGGCCGUGCUGGUACGGGUCACAUGCGGCGGUGGGUACGAUGUUUCCUUCGGUCUGAUCGGAUCCCUCUUUCAUUUUCAUAUAUAUUGUCAAUGCCGACAGACCCACUUUCUUUCAACUCUCCCUCCUCUUUCUCCAUUGUCUUCGUCGUGUCUUUCAUCACCUCUCACGUACACAUCACGCUGCCUCGUCACUCAGUGAGACCGACCACGGGGUCCUCGUUAUAAUCGAGCAUCAUGGUCACAAUCACCAGUGCACCCGGGCCUGACCCGCUUGCCUAUACCGCACAAAAGAAUGGUCUUCUCGACCAUCGAAAGCCUUCACCACAGCCAACACAUCUCGGCGUUCCCAUGACACAUCGUAGCCAUACAGUGCAGGACAAUGGCUCAGGCUAUGACGCUCCCAAGUUUGAGGGCAAAGGCCAGCAGAUGGAAACAGUCAUGGAUCAGAUCGAACAAAAGGGCUUCAUCCCUUCCGAUCUGGUCGAGGCUGAGACUCGCUGGUUCUACGAUGAUCUCGGAAUCGACGACAUGUAUUUCAGCACCGAGACCGUCGAAGCUGUUGUCAGUCACAUUCACUCCCUGUACGCAGCCAAAAUCGCUGCAUACGCCCGUGACGACCACAAAGUAGAGAUCCGGCUCGACAAGGAAGCCGCGGAUCACGCAGUCUACAUUGACACUAGCAUCCCUGGUGUUUCUGCACAAGAUGGUUCACAGUUCGAGAAGCGACUGGAGAAGAAAUAUCUCGACGCCAGCUCCGGGGCGCAGAGCUUCCGUAUGGAGUCAUUCCGAUCACCGAGCAAAUUGCCAAACACCGAUCAGUCACUCCGGUGUUACUUCAUCUAUCAAUCAUCCUUCAAGAACCCGAAACCCUCGCCUGACGAGACAAGCGUGGAGGUUCUUGGUGACGAGCGAUUCCUUUCCAAAGCGACCGCCAACACUAAGGCUAUCUACCAAUCUGUUUUGGAUGACAUUCUGAUGCGAGCUGGACCAGUCAUCGACAUGUAUGACGUCGAGGGCACCCGUGAGAAACGCCUCGUGGUCGGCUUCAAGCACGGCAGCGCGAUCGGUCUAUUCGCUGCCCUGAGUGACCUCUACCAUUACUACGGGUUGACGUCGUCACGAAAAUACAUCGAGCAGUUCAGUAAUGGAAUCACCAUUCUGUCAAUCUAUCUCCGUCCAGCGGAGAACAUCAAGACGAAUCACCCGCCUAUCGAGGCCAGCAUUCAUCAGGUCAUGAAGGAGGUUUCCUUGCUGUACUGUAUCCCACAGAGUCGAUUCCAGCUACAAUUCAGCAGUGGGCAGUUAUCCCUUCAAGAGGCCACUUAUGCACACUGUGUCUGGGUCUUCACUCACCACUUCCUCAAUCGCCUCGGAAAUGAGUACAACACCCUCACUACCCUGCUGGACCCGAACAACAGCGUCCAUGCAGAAUUGCUUUCACGAUUGAAGAAGCGUCUUCGCUCGGAGACCUUCACUGCUGAAUACGUCCUGGAUAUUAUCAGCAGCUAUCCCGAACUGGUCCGUUCGCUGUACCUCGCGUUCGCCAACAAGCAUUACGUGCACACUCGCGGUGACAAGGACGAUUUCCUUCCGACGCUGUCAUAUCUCCGCAUGAAGGUCGUUCCUGUGUUGUCAGAUGAUGCCCUACAGAGCUUGAUCACUCGCACGGCGGUGAAUGAGCAUCACCAAAUGGUCAUGUCUGCCUUUUGCAUCUUCAACCAAGCUGUGCUCAAGACCAACUUUUACACCCCAACCAAGGUUGCGCUGAGCUUCCGUCUCAAUCCUUCUUUCCUGCCGAUUCAAGAAUACCCUCAGCCGCUCUACGGAAUGUUCCUCGUCAUCGCUUCCGAGUUCCGCGGAUUCCAUCUGCGCUUCCGUGACGUCGCUCGUGGUGGUAUUCGUAUCGUCAAAUCUCGCAGCACCGAGGCGUAUGCCAUCAACGCCCGUUCUCUGUUCGACGAGAAUUACAACCUUGCCAACACACAACAACGAAAGAACAAGGAUAUUCCCGAAGGAGGCAGCAAAGGUGUCAUCCUGCUUGACCCGCAGCACCAAGACAAAGCCACCGGCGCAUUCGAGAAGUACAUUGAUAGUAUCCUGGAUCUUCUCCUUCCCGCGACCAGCCCUGGCAUUAAAGAUCCUAUUGUUGAUCUUCAUGGCAAGCAAGAAAUUCUCUUCAUGGGUCCCGAUGAGAAUACGGCAGACCUGGUCGACUGGGCGACAGAGCAUGCUCGACUGCGAGGAGCGCCAUGGUGGAAAUCUUUCUUCACCGGAAAGAGUCCCAGGUUGGGAGGCAUUCCCCACGAUGUCUACGGCAUGACUACCCUGUCCGUGCGUGAGUAUGUUCAAGGCAUCUAUCGUGAAAAGGGCAUGGACGAGACGCAAGUGCGCAAGCUCCAGACUGGCGGUCCCGAUGGAGAUCUCGGCUCGAACGAGAUUCUCCUCGGACGAGAGAAGUACGUCGCCGUCGUCGAUGGCUCCGGUGUUCUCGUCGAUCCUCAGGGUAUCGAUCGGGAGGAGCUCCUUCGCCUGGCCAAGUCUCGCAAGAUGAUUGUGAACUUUGACACAUCUCGCCUCUCAACAACCGGAUACCGUGUCCUUGUCGAGGACACCAACAUCACGCUUCCCUCUGGCGAAGUCGUCCUGAACGGCACAAGCUUCCGGAACACAUUCCAUCUCCGGCCCGGUGAGGCUGACAAUCAGACCGAUGCUGCCACCAAUGGUGAUACUCCUGCUUCGUCUAUCCCACCCAUCACGCUCUUCGUGCCAUGCGGUGGUCGUCCCGAGUCGAUCGAUUCCACCACCGUCACGCAGCUUAUCGACCCCAAGACCAACAAAUCCUUAAUCCCCUACAUCGUCGAAGGCGCCAACCUCUUCCUCACGCAAGACGCCAAGCUGCGCCUCGAAAAGGCCGGCUGCGUAAUCUUCAAAGACGCCUCCGCCAACAAAGGCGGCGUGACAAGUUCCAGCCUGGAAGUCCUCGCCGCCCUCGCCUUUGACGACGACGGCUUCCGCCGCCACAUGUGCUGCGACGUCCUCCCCACGCCUACGGAUGCCAACGGUCUCCCGACCUCCACCAAGGAAAACCUCGCCCCUCCUCCGGCUUUCUACAAAUCCUACGUCGCUCAAGUCCAAUCCAUCAUCCGCCAAAACGCCCGUCUGGAAUUCUCCGCUUUGUGGCGCGCCCACGAAUCUACCGGGACGCCCUUCUCCAUCCUCAGCGACCGUUUGUCCGCGGCCAUCAUCGCCAUGGACGAGGAACUCCAAGCGCGCACCGAACUCUGGGAGGAUACUGCUCUUCGCACCAGCGUCUUAUCCGACGCCCUCCCCGCCGUCCUCGUCGAGGCCGUGGGAGGAUUGGAGAAAGUCCUGGCGCGUGUCCCCCAGAAUUACCUCCGGGCCAUUUUUGGAAGUUAUCUCGCCAGUCGCUUUGUUUACUCGAUGGGCAUCGAUGCUUCGCCGGUCAGCUUCUGGGCUUUUAUGAGAGAUCGCGUCGUUAAGGCUGCUGCUGACGCGGCGGCGGGAGCGGCAUCGGCGCCUGCUGCUGUGACGAAUGGGCAUCAGUUCUGAAGGAUCACAAGUGUACUUUUCGUCGGUGUGUCUUCUUCCGCGCGGAGUUCACGAUGAAUGGUCUGAUUUUCGAGUGUUUGUUUGGGGUUCUGUUGGAAACCCUCCCGCGCUAUGAUUUGAAUGACAUGGAACACGUUUUGGAAAGAAAAAAUUGGGGGCAGAGAGAGAGAGAGGAAGAAGAAGAAGGAUAUGUACUGUAUUGGACGGAGCCAAAAAAAGUUUCUCUCGGCGGAAAAGAAAAGCAAAUGACUUUUUUGUA
This is a messenger RNA of Dissoconium aciculare CBS 342.82, 3941 nucleotides long. RefSeq names its product NAD-dependent glutamate dehydrogenase. Gene Ontology annotation, molecular function: L-glutamate dehydrogenase (NAD+) activity. Bases 347 to 3682 code for a protein of 1111 amino acids. Lineage: Eukaryota; Fungi; Ascomycota; Dothideomycetes; Mycosphaerellales; Dissoconiaceae. The transcript has a single exon. Gene Ontology annotation, cellular component: mitochondrion. The record is from RefSeq and is a predicted model, not a curated record.